Messenger RNA from Penicillium longicatenatum, 1401 nucleotides. RefSeq names its product putative neutral amino acid permease. NCBI's taxonomy places the organism in Eukaryota, Fungi, Ascomycota, Eurotiomycetes, Eurotiales, Aspergillaceae. Gene Ontology annotation, cellular component: vacuolar membrane. Gene Ontology annotation, molecular function: amino acid transmembrane transporter activity. Bases 1 to 1401 code for a protein of 466 amino acids. The record is from RefSeq and is a predicted model, not a curated record. Gene Ontology annotation, biological process: amino acid transmembrane transport. The transcript has 3 exons.
AUGACAGCCUUGGUGGAUGACAUCAAGGAUGUCCCGAACUUUGCAGACGACUCCUUUGCCCCUGAUACACAAAAGGCAGAGAUGGAGGAUCAGAAUGAGGUUUUUAAGAGAGGCGAGGGCCAGGUCGACUUUCGUACCGUGAGCUGGAUUCGGGCAGGUGUGAUUUUUUUGAAGAUCAUCUUCGCCACUGGUGUUCUUUCCAUUCCCUCUUUAAUGUAUGAAUUGGGAGCUCUGCCAGGCGCCCUUAAUGUUAUAGGCUGGACCCUUCUCAACACCUACUGUGCUAUUGUACAGGGCAACUUUCGCAACGCCCAUCCAGGCUGCCACUCCAUCGCCGAUAUGGCAAAUGUCGUGGGCGGUCCGCUGCUGAAGGAAGUGGUCGGGUUUUUAUUUACAGUCAGCUAUGUUAUUGUCGCUGCGUCUGGGAUCAUUGGCGUCUCGACAGCGCUCAAUGCCUUGUCACUGCAUGCGAUUUGCACAGUUUGGUUUUCCCUCAUUGGUACAAUUGUCAUUACUGCCUGUGCGAGCGUGCGCAAAUUCUCGCACAUCGGCUGGCUCACCUGGGCUGGUUUUGCCAGCGUCUAUAUUGCCGUUUUUAUCAUUGUGGUCGGCGUGACCACAAGGGAUCGUCCAGCAGCAGCACCUCAGAUAGGUGAUUUCGACCUCGGAUAUAGGGUCAUUGGUGACCCUAGCUUCACGACCGGCAUCACGGCCGCCGCAACUAUUUUCGUCUCCAGUGCUGCGACCUCUGCAUUCCUCCCCGUCAUCUCGGAGAUGCGCAAGCCCAAGGACUACCCCAAAGCAGUCUACCUCAGCAUGAGCCUGGUGACCGCGUCAUACCUCACGUUCAGUCUUGUCAUAUAUGCAUGGUGUGGCAAAUGGAUCGCAUCACCCUCACUCGGCAGCGCCGGUCCAACGGUCAAGCGAGUGGCGUAUGGCAUUGCUCUACCUGGUCUCAUAAUUAGCGGGUGUUUGUACGUGCAUGUCGCGGCAAAAUACUUAUUUGUGCGAAUAUUACGUACUUCGCGUCAUCUGCAGGCCAAUACAGCCGUGCACUGGGGUACCUGGCUGGGUUGCACGACCAGCAUGGCAGCCAUCUCCUUCAUCCUUGCAUGCGCCAUCCCUAUCUUCAAUUACGUGCUCGCUCUUGUGGGCGCGCUUUGUUUCGCACCGCUGGCCAUUAGUCUGCCUGGCUGGUUAUGGCUGUAUAGUCAUGCUGAUUACUGGAAGGGCCCUUUCUUCCGCAAGAUCAUGUAUGGAUUCCAUCUUUUUUUGACAGUUUUGGGAGCGUUCAUGGCGGUCGGAGGUACUUAUGGGGUCAUUGUUCAGAUCAAUGAGGCCUAUCGCGAUGGACAAAUUUCGGGUGCCUUUUCAUGUGCGGACAACAGCGGGUCGGUUUGA